AGUCCUGAAGUGUGGACAUCUUUCUGCAUCCUGCCUCCCUCUUCAUUAUCCAGGCUGCCGAUUUAAGUGCGUGCUGCCAGUCGGAUGCAGCAUUUCUGUGCUGCAUACACAUACUGUACUGUGCACUUGUUGCCUGUGUGUACAGGCAGCUCUUGCUGAGGGAUUUCUUUAAGUGUGUGCUUUCUUGUUUGUGAAUUAUUGAGGAGCCAGACCAGGGCAGAGUUCAGUGUGCAUAAGGACUGGUAGCUACAGUACAGUACAGUCUUAUUGUCAGUAUAUAAACCAAUUAUCUUCCUUACACUGCUGGGCUAGAGGAUGCUUUCUCCUGCAAGACAUCCAGCAAGGUGUCUGGUCAAAAUUGCAUAACCUUUUUUUUCUGGGACAAACUUGUGGAGUGGACCCCAACAUUAUGAUUAUUCAAGAAAGUGGGUCUCGGGUUUGCACUAUGAUGCCAGCAGUAGCUCUCCUGCACUAAAUUAAUAAAGAAACACGUCAUCCUUGCAGGGAAUUGUGGGAUUGUAAUCCUGGGCCAGAUGUAACCUCUGAUUAAACUCGGCAAAGACAUACAUAUCCCAGUAUGCACAGCAGUAGCUUUUAAGGUUAUGCUGUCCCAAAGCCAUCCGCUUAGUCUGAGUGAGAAAGAAAAGGGUUAAGGUUUGACUUGAAAUCAAUUUGCUGUUUGAAGCUGCACCAGAAGUUGAGCCAUGAGUGACCCAGAGGCUCAGGAUACCUUGGCUUCUACAGCUCACACUCCUGACCAGGAAGCCUUGUCUCCACGGAGCACAAGGUCAGCGCAGGAGGAAGAUGAUCUGAACAAGACGCUGGGGGUGGAGCGGUUUGAGGAGAUCCUGCACGAAUCCCACUCUCGCAGCGGCGGUGAUGACCUCCGACGCAACUACAACGAAGAAGACUUUGAAUAUCAUCGGCACUCCUCACACCACAUCCACCACCCUCUGUCCACACACCUGCUCUCUGAUGGGCGCAAGAAGAAAAACUCCAAGAAGAAGGGCAGUGGGGGGGGCAAGAAGAAGCCAAGGGCCUCCUCCCCGGGGGGCAGUGCUCCCACUAUUGAGGAAGGGGAAGAGGGGGAGGAUGAAGAGAUAGAGGAUCCCUGCAGCCCCCAGGAGGAAGUCUUCACCGCCCCCACCACUUCCCAGGACGUGCAGUUCUUUGUUUCGAAUGAUGAUACUGAGGACUCGGACUCCGCACCCUUGAAGGGAGUCAGCAGGACGCCACCCAGGAAGCUGGAGAUUGUGCCAACCUCUGCCCUCGAUGCAAACGAGAAGACCAAGAAUGCUGCUGACACAGAGGAGAAUGAUGCUACAGCAGAGAGAGCAGGAGGCAGCAGCAGCAUCCCCGGAACAUCCGCGCAUCCCACAGAGGGCAGCAUCCCUCCCAGCCGCCCCCACUCCAAAACCCAGCCAGCCCUCCGCAACUACAACCUGCGAGAGCGCCGGCGCAUCGGCAGCAUGACCGCCGUGGAGGAUGCCAUGUACCAGAAGGUCCCCACGGACGAGAGCGAGGCUCAGACCCUGGGGACUGCUGACCUUGACGGCAUGAAAAGUCACCGCUUUGAGGAUGUCCCAGGCUUCCGAAGGCACCUGGUUAGGAAGAGCACUAAAGGUCAGGUUAUCCACAUCAGCAAGGACCACAAGGAGCCCACAGCCCGGGCCAAGAAGAAUGACCGCACCCCACACGAGGUGUUUGUGGAGCUGAAUGAGCUCAUCCUUGAUAAGAACCAGGAGAUGCAGUGGCGAGAGACGGCGCGCUGGAUCAAGUUUGAGGAGGAUGUGGAGGAGGAGACGGACCGCUGGGGCAAACCCCACGUGGCCUCGCUCAGCUUCCGCAGCCUGCUGGAGCUCCGCAAGACCAUUGCACAAGGUGCGGUCCUGCUGGAUCUGGAUCAGAAGUCCCUCCCCGGUAUUGCUCACCAGGUGGUGGAGCAGAUGAUCAUCUCGGACCAGAUCAAAGCUGAGGACAGAGCCAAUGUCCUGAGGGCACUGCUGUUAAAGCACAGCCACCCGAGCGAUGAGAAGGAGUUCAGCUUCCCCAGGAACAUCUCCACAGCCAGCCUGGGCUCCCUGUUGCCGCACCACCACAGCACCAACCACAUCACGCAGGCCUCCGAGCCCUCCGUCAACGACCCACUCAUGGGGGGCGGCAGCCCCAAGGCCGAGCAUGAUACCCGCAUCCAUAUUGACAAACUGGAGAAGGAUGCUGCUCCGUCGCUUGGGAUACACAAGUCCAAGUCCAAGCAUGAGCUGAAACUGCUGGAGAAGAUCCCGGAGAAUGCGGAAGCCACUGUCGUACUCGUUGGCAGCGUAGAGUUCCUGGAGCAGCCCACCAUGGCGUUUGUCCGGCUGCACGAAGCGGUGGAGCUGGAGUCUGUGCUGGAGGUGCCUGUCCCGGUCCGGUUCCUCUUCGUCCUGCUUGGGCCCAGCAGCACCAACAUCGACUACCACGAGAUUGGCCGCUCCAUUUCCACACUCAUGUCUGACAAACACUUCCACGAAGCAGCGUACUUGGCUGACGACCGGCAGGACCUCCUGAAUGCCAUCAACGAGUUCCUGGACUGCAGCAUCGUGAUCCCACCUUCUGAGGUGGGGGGAGAGGAGCUGCUGAGCUCCUUGGCGCGCUUCCAGAAGGAGAUGCUGAAGAAGAGGGAGGAGCAGGAUAUCAAGCUGCUUGCCAAGGAGCCCAAGACCCCUGAGGAUAAAGUGGCCCUGCGGAUCAUCCAAGCGGUCGAGGGGGGUGAUGAUGACCCACUGCAGCGGACGGGCCGACCCUUCGGGGGGCUGAUCCGCGACGCCCGCAGGAGGUACCCCAAGUACCUGAGCGACUUCAAAGACGCCCUCAACCCACAGUGCAUGGCUGCCAUCAUCUUCAUCUACUUCGCUGCCCUCUCCCCUGCCAUCACCUUUGGAGGCCUGCUGGGUGAGAAGACGGAGGGUCUGAUGGGUGUGUCAGAACUCAUCAUCUCCACAGCGCUCCACGGCGUGGUGUUCUGCCUGCUCGGGGCCCAGCCCCUGCUUGUGGUUGGUUUCUCGGGGCCCCUGCUAGUCUUUGAAGAAGCUUUUUAUUCUUUCUGCAAAGCCAAUGAAAUGGAGUACCUGACGGGUCGGGUGUGGAUCGGGUUCUGGCUCAUCCUCAUCGUACUCAUCAUGGUGGCGUUCGAGGGCAGUUUCCUGGUGCGCUAUGUCUCACGCUUCACCCAGGAGAUCUUUGCCUUCCUCAUCUCUCUCAUCUUCAUCUACGAGACCUUCUCCAAGCUGGUUAAGAUAUUCCAAGAGCACCCCCUGCAACCCUGCUCCCUGAACAACGGGACACUGAGUAACUGGACACAGCCUCUGAUGAGCAAUGUGUCCCUGGGGGCGGGCAACAGCAGCACCUCCACGGCAGGGAAGGAGAUCGUGACGGGAAAGCCCAACACAGCCCUGCUCUCCCUCGUCCUCAUGGCCGGGACUUUCUUCAUCGCUUUCUACCUGCGCAAGUUCAAGAACAGCGCCUUCUUCCCUGGCAGAAUUCGAAGGUUAAUUGGAGACUUUGGGGUGCCCAUUGCCAUUCUCAUCAUGGUGCUGGUGAACUACAGCAUUACUGACACUUAUAUACAGAAAUUGAGCGUGCCCAGUGGAUUCUCGGUGACCAGCCCAGAUUUGCGAGGCUGGGUGAUUAACCCCUUCGGGGACAAUAAGGAAUUCCCCAUCUGGAUGAUGGUGGCCAGCAUCCUCCCUGCCAUCCUGGUCUUCAUCCUCAUCUUCAUGGAGACUCAGAUCACAUCGCUCAUCGUCACUAAGAAGGAGCGGAUGCUAGUGAAGGGAUCCGGGUUCCACCUGGACUUGCUCAUCAUUGUGGUCCUGGGUGGGGUUUGUGCCCUGUUUGGACUUCCCUGGAUGGCCGCAGCCACUGUCCGCUCCGUCACACACGCCAAUGCACUGACCGUCAUGAGCAAGGCUGUAGCGCCCGGGGACAAACCCAAGAUCCAGGAGGUCAAAGAGCAGAGAGUGACCGGGCUGCUGGUGGCUAUCUUAGUAGGUUUGUCCAUUGUGAUUGGUGAUCUCCUGCGGCAGAUCCCCCUGGCUGUCCUCUUCGGGAUCUUUCUCUACAUGGGGGUGACGUCUCUCAACGGCAUCCAGCUGUACGAGCGCAUGAUGCUGCUGCUUAUGCCCCCCAAAUACCAUCCCGACAAGACCUACGUCAGAAAGGUGCGCACUCUGCGGAUGCACUUGUUCACGGGGCUGCAGCUGGUGUGCCUGGCAGUGCUCUGGGCAGUCAUGUCCACAGUGGCCUCCUUGGCAUUCCCCUUUGUUCUCAUCAUGACCGUCCCCCUCAAGAUGUUCCUGCUGACCCGCAUCUUCACCGAGCGCGAGAUGAAAUCUUUGGACGGAGAUGAUGCAGAGCCUACAUCUUUUGAUAAGGAGGGUCAGGAUGAGUAUGAUGAGAUGCCCAUGCCUGUGUGAGCUGCCCAUCCACCACCUGCCCUGACAAUCAGCCAUGCCAGCCUACCAGCCACCCAGCCAAUCAGGGUGCCAGGGCCACUCAGGAUGGAACCAGACCUGCUCCUCCACUGUGCAUUUGUAAAUGGUGGAAUGCUGUUUGUGGUUCUUUCAGAACCCCCUCCCCCCAAAAAACAAGUUCCUGAAACAACAUGUGCUGAAGCACUUUAUAAUAUGGAUGGGUCACAUGAACCUGAUGCCACCUAAAAAAAAAAUACCCAAAACACUUAUUUAUAUUCCACACACACAAUUUUUUUUUUGUAUAUUUCAAUAGGGAUUGCUUAAUCAGAAACAGAUUUUCAAGUCACACAUGUGCCAGGCUUUUUCUUCCCUUGGAGCUGAAUGACAAAACUAGCUAAGGCUAUGUAAGUCCCCCACACACACGUUAAAUAAAAGAGCUGCUCAUUUUCAUUAUCACAUGGGCAGAAACUUAAUGAAAGUAUAAAUGGUGAGUGUGAAUCCCAAGAGACAGCCAGGCUUCAGUUUAACAUCAUCAUCUCAGCUGCUUUUGCAAUCACUAUGAAAGAAUUCUAUGUGCAGUGUAUUUAUUUUGUAUUGCUUUGUUCACCACUACCAGAGAACAAUACCUUUCUUUUCAUACCUCUGUAUUCAACCCCCCCCCCCCCCCCCCCCCCCAAUAUAAGUUAGAGGUUAUUAUUUGUGACUGAUGGUAGCCACAGAAAGUGUCUUAAACUGGAGAAAUAAUGUGUUUAGGAAUUCAGGUAACAAGGGUGGUUAUUUAGGGAUCACAGCCUCUGUAUUCUAGGAGUAGCCCAGUGCUUGUCCCUUAUUCCCCAACCCAAAAUCUUAAGCAAACACUCGUAAUCAUGAGGCCUGACCCACCUGAUGCGUAAUGCUCUACUGUGGUUCCAGCUCGCUGUCCCUUUCACAAACACGCACAAACAAAUGUAAACAAAUUACAACCGCUCAACUCAUUCCAGUUUCUCAAGACCAAGGUGUCUUUUUUUUUUUUUUUUUUUAAAUCAUUCCAUGUAAUAAUAUUCUUUCUCUUUUUGGCAAGAGGGAAAGAGGGUACAUUUUAAAGAAGCAGCACUAGCUUGUUGUUUUGGAUGAUAGUACCGCUAAAUGUUUUUUAAAAAAUUGAAGCAGAGUAAGCUCUAGGUUGACAGUGCAUUGAAGUGCCACAAAGGAAAGGGGUUGGUGUUGUGUUAAUCUUUGUUGGUGUCGAUCCACUGUUAAACCUGACGUGUGGAUACAUGAACGUAUUACACUGCGCACGUGUUUGCCUUCUUUAUAAAGAUGUUUUAGAAUACAGAAAUAUAUUUUAGAAUGUCAUGAAUAAGCGGAAAACAUAAAAUUAUAUUGUUAUUGUAUACCACUGGUGUGUAUGUAUGUCACACAAACAUACAUACAUUAACUAUAUAAAAUACAUUUGAUUCAAUUGUGGCCUUAAAAAUGUACACACGCAGGGUAACUGUUGAGCAUGCUUACAAAUAUAUUGGAAUUGGAAGAUAGCGGCUAGAAUGUAGGAAUCUUCUCCCUGUCACUGGGUCAGAGCUUUCAGUUCUACUGUAUGUUUGACUCUGUUAAUGGAAAGUGUUGCAUUUGUGUUUAUCAGAAUGAUUAAUAAAUCUUUUUUUUUUUUAUUUUUUCCUGUGGGGAGGGAGUUUAUUUAUAGACUGAAUGGCAUUUGACCUAUAUACAGUUUCUUUUUAUACUGUAUACUGCAUUCAACACUAUUAUCUUACUACAUUGUGUGUUAAUAGAGUAUAUACAAAAAUUAUCUUUUGGUUUUAGCCAAAUAUACCAUAUUUAUUUAGCUGUGUGAUAUUUUAUCCAGGAUAAUCAUGUGGGGUGUACAGACCCUUUACCAACGUACUUGAAUCCUGGUGUGGCAGUGAAGAAGCAUUCAAUGCGAUAAAGGGGAGUUUAUAACAGUUUUGAUAUAAAAGUUUCAGGUGAUUUAAGGCUUUGUGCCAGUGCAUGGGGAAUUUCUUAAAAAUAAAUACAUUUUAGAAAACUAAGACACACACUAUGCAUUGUUUUAAUUCAUGUUUUAUUUUUAUUUUUAUUUUGUAUUCCCAUUGUAGUGGAGAUAGAGAAUAGGUGUGUUAGAUGUUUUUGUGUUUUUUUUUUUUUUUAAUUCUCACUACUUCUUUACUGUUGCUGCUAUCCGGCAAGUAACAUAAUAUCAGCAGCGUGCCAGCUGAUUUGAUGAGGCAGGAAAUUACAGAUAUCUUUUAAAAUGGGAAUUGGUGGACUCGGUAAAAGCAGUGCUUCGUUAGUUCUUUUAAGAAAUAUAGUAUAGCCAUAGUUUUAUAUAGCCUAUUUUCACACAGUAGGAACUAUGCAUGUACGCUUGUAAUGAAUUGACAUCUCAACCCAUUGGAUUGAUCGGAAGGGCAAGAAAAAGUUGGAUGCAAACCGCAAACUAUACAGUUCCAAAGGUGAAUGUCUUGCCAUUCAACUAAAGAACAAGCUCCUGUAGUCGAGAGUUAAGUAGGGGUCUUAUGCGGAUGUCAGUAUUGUUAACUCAUCAGCUGCUAGGAGGAGGUUCAUUACAGUCUCCUCCCGCUUUAUCAAAGCUCAUCCUUGAGCAUAAAGACAAGUGCACAGCCAGCUAGGCUCAGGGAGGGGGUUUCAAUGUCGGGCUUGUAACCGCGGCCACUUGCUGUACCCCAGGAUUCGGAGCAACUUUAGAAUCACGUGUCUCGCAAGCCAGCAUACGUGCUAUAGCUGUAAUAGAAAGAACACAGACAUUAGAUUUGCCCUGUAUCUGCCAUCACAGUAUUGAAUGGCCAUUUGAUUGAAUGGGGUUUUUAGACCAUGCUUUAGGAGUUUAGAACAGGAUUAUUAAAAUAGAAAUGUAAAACACAUUUACCAAACUAUAGUUUAUUUUUAUUUUUAUUUUUAUAUAUAUAUAUAUAUAUAUAUAUAUAUAUAUAUAUAUAUAUAUAUAUAUAUAUAUAUAUAUAUAAAUAUGCACAUACAUACAUACAUACAUACAUCCACACAAAAUAUUAAUAGUUUUGACAUCUAGGUUUCAGCUGGGUACAGUGUGGUCAAAUCCACCUUUCCAUAUGAAAGGGAAAUAUAUCCUAAAAAUAUUUGUUUUGGCUACUUUGAUGUAUUUCUAAUAUAUUCUAAAUGUUAGCAGAAUAAAAUACAUUCUGACUGUAUAUGAAAUAAGAUCAAAUACAUUUGCAGUAUAUUUCAGAUAUAUUUCCUUCAUAUGUGGGCUUACCUGGGAGACACAGCACUGUAUGUUGCUGGCACACAAAACGUGCUAUUUAAAUUUCACAAAUAAAGAAUAAGAUUUGGUGUUUCACGCCCAUUUGGCAAUACUGUAUUGUGUGUAGUUGUGUUGCUGUGUAGGUUUUAUUGUUUGAAAGUCUGGCAGACAUUUUUAUUAUAUAUUCUGUUUUUUUUUAAAUCAGCAUUCUUGAAUGAUGUGGGAAUAACAGCACGAGAGUGCCUUUCCCCUGGUCAGUCACUUAGAUAUAUAUAUAUAUAUAUAUAUAUAUAUAUAUAUAUAUAUAUAUAUAUAUAUAUAUAUAUAUAUAUAUACUGUACACUACACUACACACACACACACAUUGAUUUGGCAGCGUGCCUUAACCCUGCCCCAGAGAAAGAGAGUGUGCUGUUUGCAGUGAUAAGAAGGCAGUCCGUUCUCCAUGCCAAUCCAGUUCUUAAUCUGUCUGUAACGUGUUGCUUGUUGUUGCUACAUAAAUAAAUAAUGAUACUGUAAUGGGCGUAGUGUUGUGGAUGAUGUAGUUUGUAUCAGAUUAUCUGUUAGAUUUGUGUCAAUUGCUACAAGCUGUACAUAGUUCUACAUCUAGUUUUUAAAACAAUAAUAAAUGCAAAUUUUCUAUUUAACUCUA
Molecule: messenger RNA, 8338 nt
Organism: Acipenser ruthenus (sterlet)
Lineage: Eukaryota; Metazoa; Chordata; Actinopteri; Acipenseriformes; Acipenseridae
Gene: slc4a2b
Product: solute carrier family 4 member 2b
Exons: 25
Coding region: 705-4457 (1250 amino acids)
Biological process (GO): regulation of intracellular pH; bicarbonate transport; monoatomic anion transport
Cellular component (GO): apical plasma membrane; plasma membrane; basolateral plasma membrane
Molecular function (GO): solute:inorganic anion antiporter activity; monoatomic anion transmembrane transporter activity
Source: RefSeq, a predicted model, not a curated record